This is a messenger RNA of Beauveria bassiana ARSEF 2860, 2199 nucleotides long. Its product is annotated as BOP1NT domain-containing protein. Gene Ontology annotation, biological process: maturation of LSU-rRNA from tricistronic rRNA transcript (SSU-rRNA, 5.8S rRNA, LSU-rRNA); ribosome biogenesis. The transcript is spliced from 2 exons. Gene Ontology annotation, molecular function: ribonucleoprotein complex binding; protein binding. The record is from RefSeq and is a predicted model, not a curated record. NCBI's taxonomy places the organism in Eukaryota, Fungi, Ascomycota, Sordariomycetes, Hypocreales, Cordycipitaceae. The coding region runs from base 1 to 2199 and encodes 732 amino acids. Gene Ontology annotation, cellular component: preribosome, large subunit precursor; PeBoW complex.
AUGGCUCGCUCGGCGUCGAAGAGAAUUCGUUCAUCGGAUACUGAAGUGUCCGAUGACGAUUUUGAUGGCCAUCUGGAGGGUAUCUUGUCGCAGAGUGAAGAUGAAGAGGGCGACUUUGACGAGUCGGACGGCGAACCGGAACUCGACGAUGGGUCGAGCCAUGAUCUGCCCAAGGAUCCCGACGACGACGACGACGACGAAAAUGAGGACUGGCCGUACAAGAUUGUGACGGACGCAAACGGCGGCGUGCGCUACGAGUACGAAGAGAUCGAUCCUGUCUACGAUAGCGACGAUAGCGACGCCCAAGGACCCGUCAACACGAUCGGCAACAUUCCGCUAUCCUUUUACGACUCAUACCCUCAUAUCGGAUACGACAUCAACGGCAAAAAGAUAAUGCGCCCUGCGACCGGCGAGGCGUUGGAUGCCCUCCUCGACAGCAUCGAGCUGCCCAAGGGUUGGACCGGCUUAACAGACCCUGAGACAGGCAAGCCGCUGAACCUUAGUCAGGAUGAGCUUGAACUUCUCCGAAAGCUCCAGAUGAACGAAGUGCCAGAGGAAGGAUACGACCCUUAUCCCGAAAUGGUGCCCUACUUUACCAGUAUCGAGGAAAAGAUGCCGCUGAGUGCGGCGCCGGAACCCAAGAGACGAUUUGUUCCCUCCAGGCACGAGGCAAAGCGUGUCGCACAGCUGGUGCGUGCCAUCAAAGAGGGCAAGAUUCUGCCCUACAAGCCAGCGGAGGGAACGGACAGCGUCGAAGAGCAAGCAGAGACCUACUACGAUAUCUGGGCCAACGAAGAGCCCCAGGACAGAGGCGUCAUGCACAUCCCGGCUCCUAAGCUUGCACCGCCAGGAUAUGACCUUAGCUACAAUCCACCGCCCGAAUACCUGCCAACCCGCGAGGAGAAGCAGGCUUGGGAGGACCAGGACCCCGAGAGCAGAGAAAAGGAAUACCUGCCCCAGAAGUAUGACGCCCUCCGAAGGGUGCCUGGAUACGACGAGUUUGUCAAGGAGCGAUUCGAGCGCUGCCUGGACCUCUACCUGGCACCCCGUGUCCGCAAAAACAGACUCAAUAUUGACCCAAACUCCCUUCUUCCCAAGUUGCCUCGACCGGAGGAGCUCAAGCCUUUCCCUUCCUUGUGCCAGACCAUCUUCCGAGGCCAUGAAGGUCGCGUGCGCACUGUGGCUUUCAGUCCCGAUGGCGAAUGGAUUGCCUCGGGUGGUGACGAUGGCACGGUCCGCGUUUGGGCCCUAAACGGCCACGAGGAGUGGUCUACCAAGCUGAGCUCCGAAGAACCCGUCCAGAUUGUCCGAUGGCGCCCGGUCAAGGAUACCUUCAUUCUUGCCGCCGCUGCGGGUGAGGACCUAUUCUUUGCCUGCCCUCCACUGGCUAGCGAUGCCAUCGAGAAGGCCAGCCGAGAUGUACUGGAUGCUGGUUUUGGCUACGCUGCCGGUGGCGCGCAGCAAAAGUCGGCCACCGUCAAAAAGGAGGGACCAGCCAAGUGGGCACGACCCGGUUCGAAGCUAGAGAAUGCUGGUGUCCUGCUCAAGGCCACAGUGCGCUCCGUGAUUAAAACCGUCGCCUGGCACAGACGAGGUGAUUUCUUGUGCACCGUCUCCCCAACCGGACAGCGCAGCUCCGUCGCCAUUCACACCCUCUCGAAGCACCUCAGCCAGAUUCCCUUCCGUCGCCUGCCCGGUCUGGCGCAAACAGCCCAUUUUCACCCUUCACGCCCUCUCUUCUUCGUUGCCACGCAACGCAUGAUUCGCUGCUAUGACCUGCAGAGACAAGAGCUCGUCAAGGUGGUGCAGCCUGGCGCUCGCUGGAUAUCGUCUUUCGAUAUUCACCCGGGAGGCGACAAUUUGAUCGUCGGUUCCUACGACCGCCGCCUUUUGUGGCAUGACAUGGACCUCUCGAGCAGGCCUUACAAGACGAUGCGAUUUCACGUCGAGGCCAUCCGCGCUGUCAAGUAUCACCGCUCGCUGCCACUGUUUGCCGAUGCCAGCGACGACGGUUCUCUGCAAAUUUUCCACGGCAAGGUAGUGAGCGAUCUGAUGGAGAAUGCCACCAUUGUUCCUGUCAAGAUGCUCAAGGCCCACCGCGUGGUAAACAAGCUCGGUGUCAUGGACGUCGACUGGCACCCCAAGCAUCCCUGGUGCAUCAGUGCCGGCGCCGACGGUACGUGUAGAUUGUGGGCAUGA